AUGUACUCAUGGGAUUAUUCACAACUGGCUUCUCCAAACGAAUUUGGUUGGUCUCUCGGAGUUACGCCGUUGUCCAAUCUAUCGGUAAUCGUUAGCGCAUGGGUAGCGUACUUCGUUGUUGUGAUGGGAUGUAGGAACUUCAUGAAAAGCAGACCGCCAAUGUCCCUUCGUAUGAUUACUGCUGCGCACAAUCUUAUCCUUUGUGUGUGGUCUGCUCUCAUGUGCGCAUAUGCCAUUAUAGACUUCUACUCUAGAUGGAAGUCACGUGGAUUUGGAGAAUGCUUCUGCACAUCUGACGAAAGUUCUCUUAAGGGAAGACUUAUCUACGUCACAUACAUAUACUAUCUGUCAAAGUAUUACGAAUUAUUUGAUACAGUCAUCUUGGCAUUGAAGAAGAAACCAAUCAUUUUUCUCCACUGGUACCAUCAUGCAAUUGUCAUUCUCAUGGUAUGGUCAUGGCUGGAAGAUGCAAAUAUGUAUGCGAGGUAA
Messenger RNA from Paraglomus occultum, 489 nucleotides. Lineage: Eukaryota; Fungi; Glomeromycota; Glomeromycetes; Paraglomerales; Paraglomeraceae. The record is from the annotation of a GenBank genome assembly.